UUGAGACCCAUAAAACUCUAACAACCUCAAUAUUUGGAACAUUAGCACGUGUCAAUUGAGUUAGUUUGAGCAACAUUUUGGCAUUGAAUUGGCCAUGAAAUCUUGAUCAUGAAUGUGCCUUUUUUUUUCCUCCCCUCCCUUCUCUCAUACAAUUGAAUUCAAAAAGGAGGUUACAGUAUAUUAUCAAGUAAAAGCUAGAAGAAGAAAAUGGGAAGCCCACCUGAGAACCCAGAUCUAUCGUUUCCGCCAGUAGAUAUUGAUGGGGAACUGAAUCCCGGGCAUGAUACUAAUUUUCAUGAAGAUCCUAUAUCAUCAGAAGUGUCUGUCACAAAGUAUUUGAAGGAACAAGAAGGGAUCCAACAAAAGAAAAAGGAAAAGAAAAAGAAGGAUGCCUUGCAAACACUAAAAUCAGCCAUUAUUGUUUCAGGCAUAGUUGUGGCUGUGGCAGGUGUUGCCUUUGCCAUAACCAAGAAGUUAAGAGAGAAAUGAGCUUAUUUCUUCACCCCCCAAGAGAUGAUGUGGAAGAGUAUAGACAUUUUUUCGGUUGGUCUCUUCCCUUUUAUAUAAAUUAGUUCACAAAUAAUUCCUCAGCCCCAACAAUAUUAAUGUUGAAAUGAUCAUCAUGUAUGCUUUUUGCGAUGUACCUGAUGGUUCACAUCUGAGAGUAAUUAGUUACAUGUAUUUUAUUUAGAUACAUUUUCAAUGAGCAAUGGUUACCACGAUGUUCAAGCUUGUAUGUAUUAGAGAACUACGAUGUUGGGUGUGCAAAUUUAUGCACCUAAUACUUUUAUGAAUAUCUCAUAUUCUCAAUAACAUACAAAAAUGUUAAAUUUGAAGUUGAAUAGAUAAGA
Molecule: messenger RNA, 851 nt
Organism: Cajanus cajan (pigeon pea)
Lineage: Eukaryota; Viridiplantae; Streptophyta; Magnoliopsida; Fabales; Fabaceae
Source: RefSeq, a predicted model, not a curated record